This is a messenger RNA of Acanthoscelides obtectus, 1318 nucleotides long. The record is from the annotation of a GenBank genome assembly. Lineage: Eukaryota; Metazoa; Arthropoda; Insecta; Coleoptera; Chrysomelidae.
UAUUUGAGCUUCGCAAGUCAUUGUGCUAGCACAUGAAAUGCUUAAUAACGAUCGUACGAUGAGUUUGAUCGUGCGAUCAUGAAAAUCUCCGCGCGAACACAGCAACGCGAGUAGUACGGCUGGCACGGGACGAGAGAGACGAGGAGGGCCCAACACCAGUGACACCAGCACUCGACUCGCUGGCGGCCGGACGGCAUUUUGUGUAUCCAUUGUUUGUGUGAAGCGUUUGGCUAUUCUAUUACAUACAAGAUGACAUUCGAAGAAGAUUUAAUUAACCAAGUACGUUUACAUCCUGUUGUUUGGAAUAAGAAGAGUGAGGACUAUAAAAACAGGUUGAAAAGUGAAAAAGCAUGGGAUAUAAUUGCGAGGAACGUAAAUAAAACCAAAAAACAAGUUAAAACUAGGUGGCAACACUUAAGGGACAUCUUUCUAAAAGAAUUGAAGAAAGUUCGUAAACCACCUCUGGAGAUCCAGGAAGCCCAAAUGAACAACAUUACUCGGGAAAGUGGACCUAUUACCAAAAUAUGUUAUUUUUAAAAGAUAUUUCAAUGCCUUGACUAACCGAAUGUAAUAGUGUUCAUCAAGAAAUUGGAAAUAAUGAUAAUGAUGCCAGCCUACCAACCACUUCAAGAUCAGAGCAGAAUCUUCAGUUGCCUGACGAAGAAAAUUCUACUGCAUUGUCUAAUAGAUCCGAUUUUGUAACUUCUGAUAAUGAACAACUGUCUACUAGUGCUUCGUCAAUUACACAGAGAACGUCCACAGAAGCUUUGGAUAGUGUAUCACAAACUGGGUCUCAGCAAAGAAAACGCAAAGAAAAUCAAUCAAAUUUAAACGAAUAUCAGCGUCGAAUCAUCCAAAUCGAAGAAGACAAAAUUAAAGUGUUUAAAGAGAAAGACAAAGAAGCUGAGGAUGAAGAUAUCCUAUUUUUGAAACCGCUAGCUCCAUAUUUUAAAUAUUUGAAUCCAGUACAAAAAUUAAGAUUAAAAAGUAAAUUACAGAAUACAAUAGCAGACUAAAUUCCUCUAGCUAUGCCAUCGCCCCCUUCCAACUCUUCAUCUACUAUGUCAAUGUCAAUCAGUCAACCAGUGAACGCUCUAGCUAUGCCAUCACCCUCUUCCAACUCUUCAAUGCCAAUCAUACCUCCACCAGUGCACGCAUCCUCAUCAUUGACAUCACCGACACAGACCCGACAAUUCUACGAAACGUGUAUCGACACUAACUACUAAACUAGAAUUUAAAAUUCGACGUAAUUUUGCUGGCAUAAGUAGUCUUUUAGGUACUCUGUUGCGCAUUAAACCGACGAAAUCACUACGUACAG